Lathyrus sativus (Indian pea) is the source of this 717-nucleotide messenger RNA. NCBI's taxonomy places the organism in Eukaryota, Viridiplantae, Streptophyta, Magnoliopsida, Fabales, Fabaceae. The record is from the annotation of a GenBank genome assembly.
AUGAAUGAAAACUCAAUUUUGCAGACAAAACUCAAAGACCUAGAAUCAACGUUGGACGAUGCAAUACUAAGUGGCCACGAAAAACAUUCACAUGCAGACAUUGAACAGAAAUUUACAUUCAUAGAAAACCUUGCAUCUGCUGAAGCUAAAUCUGAUCCAACACAACGUAUGCAUCACUUUACACAAAAGUUGGAAUCAUUGAAGAAAUCUUUCAAUGAAAGAGACAGCACUUUCACGACAUAUACAAAUCCAGAAUUUGACAAGGAUUCUAUCUCCAAUUCUAAUUCUUCUUGUUCUUGUACUGAGUUUUGUUUGAAAGAUGAAGAACUUGAUGAGAGCAACUUGAUUGUUAUCGAUGGCCCGGAUAAGCUUUUUCCUGAUUUUGUUGGUGAGAAGGGUGUUGUGGGAUAUAGAGAAAACGGGGUGGAAGAAAUUGGUGAAAAGAUUGAUGUUGGAAGUGGAAAAAUUGCAAAAAAAUUUAGUCACGAUGCUGAGGAAUUUUUUGAAGAUUUUGAUAAAGAAAAGGAAUGUGAUUGUGGUUUAAAAGAUGAGGAAAAGAAGGAAUUUGAGAAGGUGAAAAGUGGGUUUGGUAAGAAUUGUUGUGUGUUGGUUAGUGGAGUUUUUAUUGGUAUGAGUUUGAUGGGUUUCAUUAUGGUGAGUCUUUCUGGCUGCUUUGAUGAAUAUGUGGAACAAACAAGUUUUGCAAUUCCAACAUAG